CGCCUCUAUGGCAAUGCGCAAGCGCUGAGAGGUUAUUUGCUUUAUUGGCAAAUAAAGUUGAUGACAGUCAUGCGAGGAAGAAGACAGAAGUGAAGAGAAUCAAUGAAAAAGAAAUUUGUUUUCAUUCAUAAUCAUAAUGUUGGUCAAGACCUCUGUGACAUUGGCAAUCAUCUUUCUUCAUUUUAUCAUAAAAUCAGAGUCAUACAGCAGUACCUGUUUUCAGUAUGUUAAUACAACUACGAUACCACCUGGGCAUGUUUACCACAGAAUGCAGAGACCUGCAAUUAUUGGCUACAAAGGAAGUAUCACUGCACAUCAAGAGAAUACAUUGGAAGGAAUGAAAGAUGUUAUUAAGAAGGGAUAUCAAGGGAUUCAUAUGCAAGUUCAAAUGACUAGAGAUGACAAGAUGAUCUUGUUUGGAGAUAAGAACUUUCUGAGGCUGACAGGAGUAGAUGCUACAGUUCGCAUCGCAGAUUAUAAUUCAAUUGCAGCAUUAUCAUUAAAGAAAAAAAUAGUCUCAGGAGGGAAUAGAACAUUUACAUAUUCUUCUACUGCAAAGAUUCCACUUCUUGAAAAUGUUCUCAAUGAAGUUAAGGGAAAGGGACUCCUGAUUUACAUUGAGCUGGUUCCAACAGAUGCACCGCCAGAAAACCCGGCUGAACGGGAUCAUGCAUUGCGCCUAGGGCUUGGUGUUGGAAAACUGAUUAGAAAAUUGAAAAUGGAGGAUGAGGUAUUUGUCGUUUCAUCAGACCCUUUUAAAUUGCUAGUCUUGAAUCACGAGAAUUCAAAUAUUGUUUCUGGUUGGUGGCUGAAAAAGGAAUUUUACAAUGACCAAAUUGCUGGGAAGAUGAGGAAGGAAUUUACUGAUCUUAAUGGUUUACGAGACUGUUACAUCAAGACUGCACCUACAGGGAUAAAGUUUCUGCCAUUCCUUUACGAAACAGGCAUUGUUACUAAGUCAGUGAACGGCUCGAUUUUUGAUGCCAGUUUCGAUGUCAUAGGUAAUGCAAAGUACUUUGACGGACGCUCAGACACGACCAAAAGCAUAUUGCAAAAAAACUACAAUCGUAAAAUGUCUUAUGGAGCCAUUUUGGCAUACUAUGAAGAUCUUGUUCCCAGAGACAAGAAAAAAGACAAGGAAAAGUUGUCUAUCGAGGUAAAACGUGGACUCGACAGAAUUUUGACGGAUGACCUGGCAGAUGUAUAUACAAUGUUGAACUCUAUCCAGAGUAAGGCAGGUUUUGUCAGUGGUAAUAUUUAUCUUUUUAUAUUCAGCUUUGUAGUCUCGAUUAUUGGUAAUUUAGCUAGACCUCUGUAAGAACGUAAUGUUUUGUUUUUGGUGUGUGCUUACUUGAGCUAUGUAAUAUUUUUUUGUAAAUGUACAAUUUUUGUUUCGAAUCAUAAACAUAGAAAUGUAUGUAUAAGAUAAAUUUUUUUAGAAUGUCGUGAAGAGCUGACGUGGGAUAUGGGGGUUUGAGUUUUUUAAGGACAUUGUAUUUUUGGCGUUUUUCUUCAAAUUCAAAGCACCACCAGACACUAUUAAGAACAAGAUAUUCCGAAAGACGAAAGAGAUUCCACAUAAUCUUCACGACAAAUUAAUUUUGUAAUUAGCAUAAUUUACAAUAGUUAAUCGUUUUUAGCAAGUAAAUCGUAGAUGGUGGGAAAGAUUAAAAUUUCAGCAGCAUUUGCUGUAAUAAUCAUCGCUCUUUAAAAACAUAGACGAGCGAUAAAUCUUUGUAUGGUUUAAUUUUUUCUUGCAUCUUGGAUAUUCUUUUGGGGCAUGUUACACUUACACCCUGCGAAACAGCAGUGCUUACAAAUACUAGUACAUUCGUCGGGUAUAGAUAGCUAAGCCCUUCAAAAGAUUCUCCAUUUGUCCCUUCUGUCAAGUAGUAGCCCGGUCUUUUAAUAUUUUAUGUUGGAUUAUAAUCGCAGCUACUAUCUGCCUGAUCGGAACAUCCAUACUCCGAUUGAAAAAUGUUAGUUUUACAUUGAUUUUAUUUUUAUAGAACACAUGUCAGAUUUAUGAACUUGUAUAAUCUUUAUUGAUGGAAGCAAAGGGUACUUAUAUCAUGUGAUUUUCGUAAAGAUAGGCCUCCCCACCUCAUAGGCCAAAUGUUGUAUAAAGAUGACUUAAAGUAUUUAAAUCAUACGCAGUGAUCAUAAGACAUGCUUGGUUUUUUAUCAAACACAGUGGAGUUUUGAAAGUUAUUAAUCGAAAUUAAUUGCGGUUGCUACUGCAGAAAAUCACACAGUUGUUCGCGUGUUGUUCGCCGCAGGCAGUUUGUUGAAUUGGGGAUGUGACGUAAACGUACUGAUCCAUGGAACAAGUUUGUUCUCAAAGAAAGUGGAUGCUGAUGUACAAACACUGCAAGAGUGUUCAGCCAAACUGAAAAAUAGUAUAUCAAGUGAUUGUCUUUGUGAAUCGUGAUAAUACACCUAUAAUUAUUUGCUAUAUAUAUAUUAUAUAUAUAUAGAUAUAUAUAUAUA
This is a messenger RNA of Rhopilema esculentum, 2490 nucleotides long. RefSeq lists its product as uncharacterized. The record is from RefSeq and is a predicted model, not a curated record. Gene Ontology annotation, molecular function: phosphoric diester hydrolase activity. Lineage: Eukaryota; Metazoa; Cnidaria; Scyphozoa; Rhizostomeae; Rhizostomatidae. Gene Ontology annotation, biological process: lipid metabolic process.